Molecule: messenger RNA, 621 nt
Organism: Quercus lobata
Lineage: Eukaryota; Viridiplantae; Streptophyta; Magnoliopsida; Fagales; Fagaceae
Exons: 1
Coding region: 1-621 (206 amino acids)
Source: RefSeq, a predicted model, not a curated record
AUGCCUCUCCUGAAUUCUUGCAAUUGCCCUUGGGUGUGCAUUAGAGAUUUCAACUUCACCACUAGCGAUAAUGAAGUGCUUAGUGGAUUCAAAGGAGGUGGCUCCUCAUCCACCAACUAUCUAAAGGAUUUAAUUUAUGAGUUUGGAGCUGUGGACUUGGGUUUUUCUGGUAAUAAGUAUACUUGGGUGAGAGGUCAGUGGGGCAGUUCAGCAAUUAAAAGAAAGUUGGACAAAGAGAUUGCGAGCAUAUCAUGGCGGUUAACUUUCCCUAAAGCAUCGGUUACUCACUUGGGAGCCAUCAACUCUGAUCAUACCCCUAUCCUUUUGGACAUAAACCUAGAUGAUAGCUUUGCUCACAAACCUUUCAGGUUUGAAGCCGCCUGGGUAAGAGACAAUGGGUGCAACACAGUAGUGGAAAAGGCUUGGAAUGAAGUAUCAAGAGGAUCCGCACUUGUUAAUUUUUGUAAAAAGCAAGCCGCGACCAGAUCAGCUCUUCAGAAAUGGAAUAAAGAAGUUUUUGGGCAUUGUCAGGAUAAAAUCAAUGGACUGAUGGAAAGAAUAUCUGACAUAGAAAAAAACCCUCCCUCAGAGGACAAUGGCAGGGAUGAAGAAGCACUUUAA